This is a messenger RNA of Rotaria sordida, 932 nucleotides long. The record is from the annotation of a GenBank genome assembly. NCBI's taxonomy places the organism in Eukaryota, Metazoa, Rotifera, Eurotatoria, Philodinida, Philodinidae.
GCCGAGCAUUUGAAGAACAGAAAGAACAUCCACUUGUUGUUAUUUAUGUAUUUGGACAUCAGAACGGGAGAAUUCGAAACGAAGAUAUUGUUACGUUUCAAGCCAUUCAUAACGCCUAUACACUUAGUCCGGAUUCCUUAAUAAUAAUAGUUAAUGGACUACCGCCUGAUCGACCCAACACAUAUAAUAAAAAGACUCGAGCUGCACUCAUUGAUUUACUUGGCAUGAAGCUAGAUCAAAUUUGUUAUAUUGAUCAUCUCAAUUCAGUUGACAUACACCAAGAGGACGUUCGAAAAUAUUUAAUUGAUACCAUUUUAAAUGUUCAUCCUCGAAUACACAUUAAAACUAACAAUAUUAAUCUGAUGAGUGAUGACAUUUUCGAACUCAAAGAUGAUCUCGACAUAUUGAAAAUUCAAAUCAAUAACGAACGAUAUGAACAUGAGGAUGUAAUAGGAAGUAUGGAGCGAGAGUAUGAAGCGGUUCAGCGUUUAUCAGUUCUACGACGUUUAUUUUGUCAAGGAAAAGCUGAUCUUUAUCGAUUAAAAAGUUUUCGUGAACAGGAAAGACAUUUGAUAAGUGUUAUCGGACAAUGGGAAGCAGAAGAAAUCGCUUAUGCAGAUGAUCAUUCCUCUGAUCAUUAUAUUCUAGCUGUAACAAAUAAGCAAGAUGCUCAAGAACAAUUAACAAAAAAUUUUGCUAUACAAUGUCAAAUUAACGUUGCACUAAACGUAUGUCAAAAAGACAUUGAACAAAUUUGUUUUGAACUUGAGCAAAUUUAUGAUGGAAGAUUUGAUCGUGGGUAUGAACCUAUCCGUGAAUAUUAUGUUCUGCUUGAUAAUUUGCGCUUUGAUCCAACUGUUAUUGACGUACAACAUGAUUUUAUUAGUAAUUUAUGUGCUUUUACAUGCCGUCGUUAUGGUAAUAUUGACUAA